AUGAAGAUUUCCGCCCUAUUGUCCAUCGUUCCUCUCGUCGCUGCCCUACCCGGCUCGCGCAUCGGCACCACCAAGGCCAAGGACGUUAAUGCUCCCUUCGGUGUCACCGCCGCUCGCUCCGGCUCUCCCAUCCACUUCCUCCCCCUGACAGCCUCCGGAGGUAACUUCUUCCUCGGUGGCACGAGCGCCACUUACUGCCCCAGCGAGGUCGUCCCCGGCUGCGCCGGCCGCACCAACGACACCAUCAUCGUCGGCCAGUCCGCCCUUGAUGUUGUAGUCCCCGGUGGUCAAAGUAUCUACGUCGCCCCCUCGGGCGCCCUGAGCUUCACAACCCCCCACUCCGCAUAUAUUCCCGCCGGCUCUUCCCAGGGUCCCUUCGUGUACACCCCUGGCACCUCUGGCAACGGCCUCGGCAGCUGGACUUACUCCGGCCAAGGCGCUUCCGGCUUCAUGGCUUGCCCCGUGCCUGCCUCUACCUCCGGCUCCUCUGCUGCCCGCCGUGCUGCCGCUGCUGCUCCUCCCUCUUGGCAAGUGUAUGCUGCCCAGCAGAACGCUACUGUGCCUACUGGCAAGGUUGGCGACUGCCUUGGCUUCGAUGCGCUCGCUGUGGGCUUGAAUGUUACCUCUGACAGCGUCGCUUGGGAGUACAUUUAA
Messenger RNA from Penicillium odoratum, 654 nucleotides. Its product is annotated as putative IgE-binding protein. NCBI's taxonomy places the organism in Eukaryota, Fungi, Ascomycota, Eurotiomycetes, Eurotiales, Aspergillaceae. The record is from RefSeq and is a predicted model, not a curated record. The coding region runs from base 1 to 654 and encodes 217 amino acids. The transcript is spliced from 2 exons.